Messenger RNA from Dioscorea cayenensis subsp. rotundata (Guinea yam), 1503 nucleotides. Its product is annotated as probable leucine-rich repeat receptor-like protein kinase At1g35710. Lineage: Eukaryota; Viridiplantae; Streptophyta; Magnoliopsida; Dioscoreales; Dioscoreaceae. The coding region runs from base 1 to 1503 and encodes 500 amino acids. The record is from RefSeq and is a predicted model, not a curated record. The transcript is spliced from 3 exons. Gene Ontology annotation, molecular function: protein binding.
AUGAUUUCACUGAAGGUAUUGCAAUUGGGUAUGAAUUUUCAUCUUGAGGGUCCGAUUCUUAUCACUCUUGGUAACCUUUGCAAUCUAAUGGUUUUGGACCUCAACGGUGUAAAUAUUAGCCAAAAUUUUCAAGAGUAUGGUGGCCCUUUUUCUGGUUGUAUCAGAAAUAGUUUGCGGGAAUUGCUCUUAGCUCAAACUUCACUUGUUGGUUAUGUUCCAGAUGAGUUUUGGAACCUCGAAUAUCUAGAAGUUCUUAACAUUUCACAUAACUCUCUCUUGGGUUCAAUACCUCCACGAAUUGGUAGGCUUUCAUCACUAUUUCGUUUAGAUCUAUCAAACAAUCACUUUAGUGGAGUUAUCCCAAAGAAUAUCAGGCAUCUAUCCAAUUUGGAGGAAUUGUCUCUGGAAAAUAACAAUUUUGAGGGUCCAUUGAAAGAAGACCAUUUGGCAACAAUGUCUUGGUUAUCAUAUCUCUUCCUCUCAAUCAACAAACUAAAUGGUACGGUACCUUUUAGUUUAUGUAAUUUGAAAAAUAUAGUAGUGUUGGAUAUCUCUAGGAACCAUUUGUCUGGAGAGCUUCCUAACUGUUGGAAUAAUGACUCAUGGUACAAGGUGUUGGAUUUUUCAAGCAACAAUAUAUCAGGAGGAAUCCCUAAUUCUAUUUGUUCUCUUCAUAAACUUGAGUCAUUGCAUUUGAGCAACAAUAAGAUAUCAAGUGUGUUUCCUACAUCUCUAAGGGAAUGUUAUAGUUUGGUUACUCUUGAUCUGAGUUAUAAUAAUUUUUAUGGAAGCAUACCAUAUUGGAUAAGCGAGAGCUUGGUGGAGUUGGAAAUUCUUAAUUUAAGAUCAAAUAGGUUUUCAAAGUACCUCCCUCCUCAACUUUCUAAUCUCCAGAGACUUCAUUUAUUAGACCUCUCCCACAAUAACUUGUCUGGUUCUAUACCAAAAAGCUAUGGCAAUUUUAAUGCCAUGAAAUUAUCUAACAAGAUGAGCCAUUUGGGAAAUUUUUUUUCUUACAAGGAGAAUAUCUUAUUGGAUAUAAAGGGGAAUGAGUACAAAUGUGAACUAAUUUUACCCCUAAUUAGUGUCAUGGACCUUUCUUACAAUUGUUUAUAUGGAAGCAUACCUGAAGAGUUAACUAAUCUUCUUGGAUUGAAGAGCCUAAAUUUAUCUGGAAAUAAUCUUAUCGGAGAGAUUACAAACAAGAUUGGCAAAAUGCAUGAACUAGAAUCUCUUGAUUUAUCUAGAAACAGCUUGUCGGGAGUAAUACCUUCUUCCUUGAGAGUGAUUCCUUUUGAGAAGCAUCUAACUACAUUCGAUGAUCCAUCUAUCUACAUUGGCAAUAAUGAUCUUUGUGGUCCUCCUUUAAUGAAUUGUUCAAUGGAGGAAGGGCCAACAACUGCAACAGGUGCUGAUGAAGUAAAAGAUGCAAUGCUUUAUCUUAUCAUAGGCUCAGGUUUUGCCACUGGUUUAUGGGCAGAAGGCAAAGAUGAAUUUGAAUAA